Messenger RNA from Mollisia scopiformis, 3073 nucleotides. RefSeq lists its product as uncharacterized. Bases 199 to 2832 code for a protein of 877 amino acids. The transcript has 5 exons. The record is from RefSeq and is a predicted model, not a curated record. Lineage: Eukaryota; Fungi; Ascomycota; Leotiomycetes; Helotiales; Mollisiaceae.
CUCACCGGUCAGCUCCAUCUUCGACAUCUACAACUCCCCAACCUCCUUGUUGCCUAAGUCUUCCAUCUUUUUUUCACGAGAAAUCGCACGAGGCACGGAGAACAACAGAAGGUGUCAUUUACUAGGUGCGGCGUCCGAAAUCCAAGACAUUGGAGCAGGCAUGCGAGAGGCCGCACAGCUGAGUGAACAUGCGACAAAAUGAGCAACUCAUCAAGAAUACCAAAGAUUACUGAAGGAAAAUGUCCGACUCCACGAUCGAUACCAAACAAUAACGCUUUGCCUUCUUCUUCCCUUCCAAGGCAUUCUUCAGCCCGAACACAGAGGUUGAGCCGACCUGUUAAAAGCGACUUUAAUUCGGAAUCGUCGAUUGACCGCCAUUCGGACGAACUGAGAGACAAUGGGUUCAUCAAGCUCAAUACUCAUGACGUGGGGUUGGUGGAGGAGCAUGUGCCUGGAAUUGAAGCAUUCGCAGCAGACCUCCAAGCUGCCGUCGAUGCAGCUUGGCCGACACGGAAGAGGAGUCGAUAUGGCAAAGCCCACGUCUUAUUGCUGAGUUGGGAAGACGAUAACCUUGGGGUGAACCGAGAGAUGCAUCGUCUGGAAUAUGUGUUUUCAAAUCUCUACAGAUUUGACGUACAAUGCUUCAAGAUACCCCGGAAGACAGCAGGGAAGGCGACUACAUCACGAAUCCUAUCAUUCCUGGAAAAUGAUGGACCUGAAACUUUAUUCAUUUUACAUUACGCUGGACACGCACGCUUGAGCCACCGAAGCAGUGAGCCGCCGAUCUGGUCCGCGACCGAUACAUCGAAUUCGCCAACGCUACCUUCAGGUGGUGUACAGCAACUAUUUGAGGAAGCUGAGUCCGACGUCCUACUUCUCUACGACACUUGCCACUCGUCGCAUCCAGCUGUCAAUAUCGGCGGACAAGGUGUCACUGAAGUCAUUGCAGCCUGCGGGUUUGAGACCGAAGCUCCAGCGGUUGGACCUCACUCUUUCACAAAUGCUCUGAUACGAGAACUUGAAGAAGCUUUUAAUGGUCCACCAUUAUCAGUUGCAGAGCUCCAUGGCAGAAUUAUUGGUUCUCUCAAAAAUUGGAAACCAAGCCUUUUGAGAGACGAGAAUGGCCACGUGUGGACAGAUCAACACGGUCAGCCAAGAUAUGAAUGUCACAAAAGAAGGACACCAGUUCAUUGUUUCUUGACGAACGAGACCCCGUAUAGGAGUAUCAUGCUGGCCCCUCUUCCAUCCCAACUAUCUCAUUCGGCGGUGGCCAGGAUUGAGCAUUCACCGUCACUCAAAUUGACUGCCACAAACUCGCUGGAUGCCAGCCAAUCAAUACGUAACUCAGAGCAUUCUACUGCCCCAACUUCUGUCUCGGACUCUUCAAAGGGAUCUCGUGGACCUCAAGUUCUUUUGGCAAUCCGUCUUGAGGACGACUAUUUGCUCGAUGAUAGGCAGAGCGGAGGAGGUAAGAAGCUGCAGACUUGGGCUGAAUGGCUGAGGUCUGCACCGAACGGAAUCAGGGACAUCACCAUUCAAGGUAUUUACAAGAGCUUUUCCACGCUUGUGCUAAUUAGCAUGCCCGUCGUUGUCUGGGACAUCCUGCCUGACAAUGCAGCGUACUCUUUCGUCGGCUUUGUACAGUCUGGUAAUCUGGCUCAUGAUAUUUUGAAGAAUGGUCGAGAGCUCGACGUCGACGUGCCAAAUGAUACCAAUAUCAAUGAAAAGCACGCACCCCAUGUCUUCGAAGGGAAAGCGGUUGAAUCCACCCAACAGAGGAUUCCGAGUAUACCCAAUCGUGAUUCUGGAUUUUCAGAGUUGAAAGACACUGCAGAUGAACUUUCAGUCACAGUCACCAAUACCACUGGCGAUCGGCACAAAUUACCAUAUCAUAUGUGUAGCUCUUGGAACGUCUUUGAUCAUGCAAUGAAAGCUACCUUUCCAAGUUCUGAUCCUACUGGCAGAGCUGUUCAUCAGAGCCACUAUCAGAUGGUGGAUCAGAACCAUACUAUCAUUCUCCCGCAGAUGUGGGAGAAGUAUGUCCGACCAGGAGCGUCAUUGAAGAUACAUGUCUGGCAAGGUCCAGGACAUUUCAAGCCACUCACACCGCCACCAGCACCAGCACCAGGCGCUAGCCUUUCUCCACAACCUUUGAGUUGUCGGCCGCUUGUAAAAGAGUCUUUGAAGCGACAGCGAACGUUGAAACGCCGUGCAGGCUUUGUUUUACCGAAGCCCCACGUCUUCGAAAACCGCCCUCCGAGCCCGGAAGAAUCAUCAGAUGAAAGAUUUGAACCUAAGCAAAGAGAUACGAUGGGAUUAGUUGAAUCAAGAUCAUCGCAUCCACCUCGAUCGGGAUCGCUAAGUCAAAAGUUGCCCGAGACGCCAUCAGCUCAGAGACCGCGGCCUACAUCCUCACCUCCAUUCACAACAUCUCGGAUAUCAUACCCUACUACUGAAAAAUCUCGAGAUACGAGUCGCUACGAAACUUGGUCAGGCUUUUCCAAAACCUCAAACCAGCACAUUGCAGAGAAGACACGCCUCAAGAUUCAGAUCAAACCCACUCGGGCUCGAAGCUUGCAUGAGAAAAUUGAGCGACAAACUCCAGAUCCCUUUGCGCCACGGAGGAGUCUUUCCGAGGCAUCAGAGAAAGUAAUCGCCAGAGCCGUGGUGCAUAAGUUGCGGAAAGAGAAAGCUUCCUCGAUGCUGAAGAGCCAGUACUCUGGAUCUACACUGAGAACGAACUCCAUAAAAUCGCAGCGAGAUUCUGGAAAGUUUGAUGGCAGUGAUUGUGACGGACACAUUUCUAAGCCUCAGGAAGAAGUUGUGACCUAGAUAAAAGGAUCUCCAGUGACAAGAAUCCUCAGCACCUGCCAUAAAAUCGUAACGUGGUGCCAGGAACGAAAUGAGCCAAAAUGCUGCACCCACUUUUGCGGCUUCAAUAAAAGUCAAAAGUCGCUUUCUGAUUAGGAGCUAUCAUGCAUGAUAUGGUAAGGAAGAACCUGGCAAAUGAUUAUAAGAGCUGAGGCCACGACACACGGCCCACUUAAGCGAGAACCUCAAAAUUACACCUAGU